UUUGCAUUGCAUAAAGAACGUUCUUUUGUUCUUUUGUUCAUUCUUUCAUUCUUAUUUCACUCUCACCUCCUAAUUAAACAUUACAACGUUCUUUAGCACAUCUCCAAAAUGGCUGAGGUCAACCUCCAGGAAAUCCACGAUCUUUUGAUCGAAAUUGCUCAUGAAGCAGGUCGUAUGAUCAUGUCCGCGACCCCUUCAUACCUGAGUUCUGGAACCAAGAUGAAUAGUAAGUAAUAUCCAUUCUUGGACUCUUCAUGAUCAAUCAAUUGCCCCUGCAUAAUAUCUUCUAACAUCCCUCCUCAUCUAGCCGCCGACCUCGUAACAGAAACCGAUAAAGCAGUCGAAGCAAUGGUCUCUACCCACCUCACCUCCGCCUACCCAACAUACUCUUUCAUUGGUGAAGAAACCUUCGUCAAAGGCGAAACCAAACUUACCUCCGCUCCAACAUUCAUCUGCGAUCCCAUAGAUGGGACAACAAACUUCGUGCAUGCCUAUCCCGCCUUUUGUAUCUCUCUUGGUUUUGUCAUCGAGAAAAUACCUAGUGUGGGGGUUAUAUAUAAUCCAUUCACCGGGGACCUUUUUAGUGGUAUCAAAGGCCACGGCUCAUUCGUAACACGCAAGGAUGGAGAAAAAUUCAGUUUACCGCUUAAGAAAGAACCAGAACCAUUAAAAGAUUUAAGUACUUGUCUCGUGAGCGCAGAAUGGGGCUCCGAUCGCUCAGGACAUAAUUUCGAUCUCAAAUGUGAUGUUUUUAGAAAGUUAUCGGCAGCAAAAGAAGAUGGAGGUUCGAUGGUACAUUCGCUGAGGGGCUUGGGAAGUGCAGCUUUGAAUUUAGUACAUGUGGCUAGUGGACAACAAGAUGUUUUUUGGGAGGGAGGUUGUUGGGCUUGGGAUGUUGCGGCUGGUUGGUGUAUUUUGGUUGAAGCUGGUGGUAUUAUGGUUGGAGGAAAUCCGGGACAAUGGGAUUGUGAGGUUGAUGGGAGGAAGUAUUUGGCUAUUAGAGGAGCACCCAGUGGUCAAAAGGAGAUUGUGGAGGAGUUUUGGAAGGUGAUGGGGGAUAGAAAAUUGAUUUAUGAGAGUUAGGGGAGUACAAAAUAUGAUACCUAGAUUCGUUAUGGAUGAGAUGUGGGCGAGAAUAAACAACAUACCUAUGAUUAGACGAAAUUAAAGUAUUCUUUUCCACCGAUUUUU
Sclerotinia trifoliorum is the source of this 1191-nucleotide messenger RNA. The record is from the annotation of a GenBank genome assembly. NCBI's taxonomy places the organism in Eukaryota, Fungi, Ascomycota, Leotiomycetes, Helotiales, Sclerotiniaceae.